Molecule: messenger RNA, 1377 nt
Organism: Cladocopium goreaui
Lineage: Eukaryota; Dinophyceae; Suessiales; Symbiodiniaceae
Source: the annotation of a GenBank genome assembly
AUGACUGGAGUGAAAAAGAAUGUCAAGGCAAAGGUAUAUGACCAGUCAGCUCUGUCAGUGGAAGAUGUGGAGCAGCCUGGAGACCAUGAGGACCAUGUCCAUGCAGUAGGUCAUGAUGACUUUGCGGAGGACGAGUUUAUCGAAGGCUUGGCCAAUGAGGGUGAUGAAGAUGCGGUGUUUGUGGCAGACUUCGAAUCUGCUGCCACAGACAUCAUCCAAAGUGAUGAAGAUCUCGCAGGUGCCUUCUCCACGUACAUGGAGGCUCGGAGGAGACUGAGUGAGAAGUAUCGUGCACGAGGUUUCUGGCCAAUCAGCAAAGGAAAAUUCAAGGGGUCCAAAGGCAAGUCAAAGGGCAAGCCAAUUUGGACCGGUAGGAAAACUCUGCAGCAACGGAUCCUUGAAAGCAAUUGUCGUAUCUGCGGCCGUAAAGGCCAUUGGAAGAGUGAGUGUCCGAAUCGAUCGCAGCCUUCGAAUAGCUCAACUGCAUCGACGGCCCCAGUGACUCUCUCCAUGGGAGUAACAUCGACCUUUGCCAGCGAUGUGAUGUCUGCCGAGUUCAUGAACCUUCCCGAAGUGUCACCGCCAACACAGGUCACCAAUGCACCAGCUGAGGUACUUUUCGCUACCCACGAUACCUGGGGGAUCCUGGACACGGGUGCCACACCCUUUUUGGUGUCAAACACACUUUUGCGAGCUCUAGGAGACCAUCAACAUGCCGAGACUUUCGCACAGGAAUCUUGGGAAAAGAAGGAAGCUCUGAAACUCAAGCAGGAUCCCACGUUGAUCACCCGGAGAGAUCGUCGCUACAGCAUGAGCGAUUGGGCAAAACGCCUUCAGCGCCUUCAGGCGGACAUGCCUGCGGCAGAAACGGAAUCUGUCGACCAUCUGAGCCUCGAAGUCUUGCAGAACGAGAAGGUGAAGUUUGGGAAGGCCCAUCUGGGGAAAAGUUAUGCCGAGCUUUGGGAGACGGCACAGGAGUGGAUCAAGUGGUUCCUGGUCCAUUACCAGGGAAGUUCCAAUGUGGAGCACAAGAAAGUGAUCAGGUACAUCAAGCUGAAGAUCGAAGAGGGCGAGGCCCAAGGGACGAGUACAACCCAGCUCCCCGUGCGCACAAAGGCCAAAGCGGCCCCAAAGUCGCUGAUCACAGUUCGACGCGAGGGACCACCUCCACAUCCCGAUGCAGCCCCAGAGGAACCAUGGAUCAAUCAGGAGGAGAAUGCCUUGGAGGCCAGAAUGACCAAUCUCGAGAAUGCAUUGCAUCAGAUUCUGGUGCACCUGACACCAUCGAUCCCAAACACGAUCGGCUCAACGGCCAUGAGCGAGGAUCUCCCCGAGCUCCCACUGGCUUCGGAAUGGGAAGAUCCGUGGAAUGCAUAG